AAACAAUGAAAUUAAAAAUACUGUGGUAGAAAGUGCUUCUUGAAGAGAAACCUGUCUGUGUACACAUACAGUACACAAUAUGCUUUGACAUGCUUCUUCCGGAGCAACAAUUCUUGUCUGAAACUGAAACUGAAACUUCAUCUUCUUCCUCCCACAAUCCUUCAUCAAGCACUUCGCUUCCGAAAUCCGCCAUCACUUCCGCCGCAGCAGAAUCCAAGAAAUCGUACAUUCUCAGGAAAUGCAUCGCCCUCUUGCACUCCUGCGCCUCCUCCGUCCCCAAACUGCGGCAAGUCCACGCCUUCUCCAUCAGAAAUGGCGUCCCUCUUUCCAGCCCCGACAUGGGGAAGUACUUGAUCUUCAGCCUCGUCUCGCUUUCGGGGCCAAUGCACUACGCCCGCAAAGUGUUCGAUCAAAUUCCCCACCCAAACAUAUUCACGUGGGACACGAUGAUCAGAGGCUACGCCGAGAGCGAAGACCCGUCUCCAGCUCUGCAUAUAUACCAGAGAUUGCGCCUGAGUUCGGUGGAACCUGAUACCCACACGUACCCUUUUCUUCUCAAAGCCAUCGCUAAAUUGAUGAUCGUCAGAGAGGGGGAGAAGGUGCAUUGCUCUACGUUGAAAGACGGGUUCGAGUCGUUGAUGUUUGUCCAGAACGCUCUGCUUCAUUUCUACGGCGCAUGCGGUCGCUCGGAGAGCGCCCACUGCUUGUUUGAGAAAAUGCCUUACAAGGAUCUUGUGGCUUGGAACUCGGUGAUUAAUGGAUAUGCUCUGAACAAUAUGCCUAACGAGACAUUGACCCUUUUCAGAAAAAUGGGGUCGGAGAAUGUUAAACCAGAUGGGUUCACGUUGGUUAGUUUGUUCACCGCGUGUGCCGAGCUUGGUGCCUUGUCUUUAGGCAGGAGAGCGCACGUGUACAUGACGAAAACAGGUUUAGAUAAAAAUUUACACGCUGCAAACGCGCUUUUAGUUCUUUACGCAAAGUGCGGGAGUAUCAAAGAGGCGAAGAAGGUCUUUGAUGGAUUGCAGAUCAAGAGCGUAGUAUCAUGGACUUCACUCAUAGUAGGGUUGGCUGUUAAUGGAUUUGGUGAAGAAGCACUCGAACUUUUUAAGGAGAUGGAGUUUCGGAGAAUGGCUCCGAGUGAAAUCACUUUUGUCGGAGUGCUGUACGCGUGCAGUCACUGUGGAUUGGUGGAUGAAGGAUUCGCGUAUUUCGAAAAAAUGAAAAAGGGAUACGGAAUUGUGCCUAAAAUCGAGCACUACGGUUGCAUGGUUGAUUUAAUGGGCAGAGCGGGUUUAGUGAAGAAGGCGUAUAAAUACAUUCUUGAAAUGCCGGUAAAACCCAAUGCUGUGAUAUGGAGAACUCUACUGGGUGCAUGCGCAAUAACCGGAGAUUUAUCAAUCGGAGAGAUUGCUAGAGAAGAAUUAAGAAAGUUAGAGCCGAAGCAUUGUGGAGAUUACGUACUUAUUUCGAAUCUUUACGCGUCAGAAAGACGUUGGUCGGAUGUUCACAAUGUGAGAAAGGCGAUGCUUGACGAAGGUGUGAGGAAGGUUCCGGGCCAUAGUCUUGUCGAAUUGGGGAAUAUUACGUACGAGUUUGUAAUGGGAGAUAAAACGCACGCGCAAACCGAGGCUAUAUAUUCGAAGCUUUCGGAGAUGACUAGGUUGUUGAGGCUUGAAGGGUAUGCUCCACAUACGUCGAACGUGCUUGCGGAUAUUGAGGAAGAGGAGAAGGAGACUGCUUUGUCCUACCACAGCGAGAAGAUUGCGAUUGCAUUUGUGCUGAUUAAUACGCCACCUGGCACGCUGAUUAGGAUCGUGAAGAACUUGAGGGUGUGCGGGGAUUGCCACCUGGCGAUUAAACUGGUGUCGAAGAUUUUCAGGCGUGAGAUUGUUGUUAGGGAUUGUAGCCGUUUUCAUCAUUUUAAGGAUGGGGAGUGUUCUUGUAAAGAUUAUUGGUAGAUUCAGUUUGAACACUUGGUUUAUUUGUCGUAUUCCUCUUUUUUCGUUUUCUGCCCGAUUCUUGAUAAACGACGCCGUUUCAGCUCA
Erythranthe guttata (spotted monkey flower) is the source of this 2045-nucleotide messenger RNA. RefSeq names its product Tetratricopeptide repeat (TPR)-like superfamily protein. Lineage: Eukaryota; Viridiplantae; Streptophyta; Magnoliopsida; Lamiales; Phrymaceae. Gene Ontology annotation, molecular function: protein binding; RNA binding; zinc ion binding. The record is from RefSeq and is a predicted model, not a curated record. Gene Ontology annotation, biological process: RNA modification.